UAUUUAUGGUAAACACAACGACAGCGUCAGAAACUUUUGAUCGUGUUAUGCAACGAUUACUCUGAGCUUUUGAAGAGAUAAAUAAAGUGAGAAAGAUGUCUGCAAUCAACAGAAAAAUCGUUUACACCGCUACUGCCCCAGCUGCGAUUGGACCAUACAGCCAGGCGGUGGUAGUGGACAGGACCAUGUACAUUUCGGGGCAGAUUGGGAUGGACGUUGCCUCUGGUCAGGUGGUGGAGGGGGGCGUGCAAGCGCAGGCCAAGCAGGCUCUUGUUAACAUGGGGGAGAUCCUUAAAGCUGCCGGCUGUGACUAUAAAAAUGUGGUGAAGACAACAGUGCUGCUCGCUGAUAUAAAUGAUUUCAAUAACGUCAAUGAAGUUUACAAAUCAUUUUUCAGCAGUAACUUCCCUGCUCGAGCUGCGUAUCAGGUGGCUGCUCUUCCCAGAGGAGCAUUGGUGGAAAUUGAAGCUAUUGCCGUGCUUGGUCCCAUUUCAGACUCCUGACUAACUGCUCCAAUCACAAACAAGCUAUAGUUUAAGCAGACAACUGACCAUUCCACUUAACACCAUAGACAUUUCACUAUAAUCACAACAUUCAUAAUUUACUACAUAUAUUUUCAUUCUUUUUGAUACUGCCAUUAACAGUUUGUACAAGUAAUGAAUUAUUAGAUCACCAAUAGCACUUCAUAGCUGUAAGUGGUAAGAUAAUAAGUAAUAAGAAAUAAAUGCUUUUGAUAAAAACCUAAAACAUUUUUGUUAUUUAUUCUUUCA
Messenger RNA from Boleophthalmus pectinirostris (great blue-spotted mudskipper), 770 nucleotides. RefSeq names its product 2-iminobutanoate/2-iminopropanoate deaminase-like. Gene Ontology annotation, cellular component: cytosol. Bases 96 to 503 code for a protein of 135 amino acids. Gene Ontology annotation, molecular function: deaminase activity. The transcript is spliced from 6 exons. Lineage: Eukaryota; Metazoa; Chordata; Actinopteri; Gobiiformes; Gobiidae. The record is from RefSeq and is a predicted model, not a curated record.